CUUACCUUCGCCGCCUCAUCUCCUCUUCUUAGCCCCUGGUUUCUCCCCAUUGUUCGCCCCUUCCCUCUUUCUGCGUCUCUCUCUCCUCUCUUUGCGUCUCUCUCUCCUCUCUCUUUCUCUCCGGCGAGGUUUCUCUUGUCUUGAAUCGAGGCGAGGGGCCUGGACGGCGAGUCUUGGGCCUGGAUUCAGUAUCCGUUUUGGCGGAUACUGUUGGUUUCUGUCAGUUCUUGGCGGAGCCCUGGUAUUUUUCUUCGAUUCUUGAGGGUUUGGUCUUUUUCUGGUUUUUCUCUGAGCGAUUGGAGCUUGGAUUGGGGUUGGUGAUCUUGUCUUUAAGAUUAAAGGUUGGAGCUUGGAGGAGUUUUCUAAUUUGUUUUUCUGCUUUCUCGGUUCUGGAAAUCGAGCUUUGCAUCAAUCUUUAGAUUUUUUCGUGGUUUAAGCGUCAGGAGUUUGACGGAGUUUAGUAGAGCUUGGAGGUGGAAUGAAUUUCUUGAUAUUUCUAUGAUAGGGAAGAUUUAGGGCUUCUUUUUGCGCCAAAAAGGAGCUAUUUUGGAUUUCUUGAGCGUUUGAGGAAAAAAUGAGUAGAGGAUUUGAUGUGGCUUGGAAGGAUGCAGGGGUUCGAGUGGUACUCUAGGUGUCAACUAUAGCGUUGUGGGAGGAGGAAAAGAGUGGAGUUAGAGGCUGGGCUUUUGCUGUUCCGGGCCAGGGGACUAGAAAGGGAUAAUAAAAAGGUGAUCAAGAGCUUCUGCAGCAAUGAAAGUACCGGAUAAAAGCAGAAGACCUAGUCUGAAUCCCAUCCACAUUCCUGAUAGGAGGAUAUGUGUGGAUAUCGGAACUUCAGCUGUGAAUAGCCACCAAUCAAAAGAAUUCAGCUCAUUAGUAGAUGAACUUGCAAUGAAGGUAAGGAAACCUUACACAAUAACAAAACAGCGGGAAAGGUGGACAGAAGAAGAACACGAGAAGUUUCUUGAGGCUUUAAAACUGUAUGGUCGUGCUUGGCCUCGAAUUGAGGAGCACAUAGGCACCAAGACUGCAGUUCAGAUUCGAAGCCAUGCUCAGAAGUUUUUCUCAAAGGUGGUUCGUGAGCCGGGCACUGCGAAGGCUAUCGGGAUUCCCCCACCUCGACCAAAAAGAAAGCCACUGCACCCAUAUCCUCGUAAAUUGGGCAACCUAGCCAGCAAGGUUCUCCCUGUUCUGGAGCAGCCAGCAUGGUCUUCACUGUCGGUUCCAUCAGUUUUUGAACUAGAAAACAGUUCACCAGUAUCAGUUUUAUCUGCAGCAGGAUCAGAUACUAUAGGAUCAACAAUCUCAAAUCUGCCAAAUGGUUGCGCAUCAUCGGUGUCAUCUGCAACUAGAUCAGAUCUAGUUGGAAUGUUAAUAACCAAACAAGAAACUGGAUGCCAGUCACCUGCAUCAGUUGAAGAUGAGAAUAGAUCUGCCUCACCUGGACCAGUAUCAACUUGUUUAGUAAAAGAAGAUAAAUCCCAGAUGGAGGUAGAUUUGAGUUCAAAAGAUGAAACCCCUUCCAAGGAAAGCUCGCCAAUAGAAGCACAAGCAACUUGCCUGAGGCUAUUUGGAAAGACAGUUUUGGUGACUAAUGCUCAAAAACCAUGCUCUUCUAGUGUCGGAAACGCGAUGCAAUCUCGCAUGUCAUUGCCUAUUGUUGACAACAGCGGCCACAAUGUAUGCACAGACAUGGAUUUGCAGACCUCAACUAAGCCAGUUCUGCAAACUCCAGCCCAAGAUGAUUUUGGGGGUGGUCCAGGUAAAAAUGCGCGGAGUCCAGGCAAUGGUGGAACCUCUCCCAUGUUUUAUUGUUUGCCUUCUCAUGGGGAUCUUAGGGAAUCAAAAGAAGCUGCAAGUCCUCUGCCUUGGUGGUGGGCCUUCUAUGGAACUCUACCAGCAUUCCCAUUCAUUAUUGUUCCACAAAAUAUGAGCUCGACGCAAAGUCGGCCACAAACCUGUACAGAGGCCUCAGAUGGUAAAGAUAGCCAGAAGGAAGGUUCUUGGACUGGCUCUAACACAGCAUAUGCUGGGAGAGCACCUAUUGGUGCUGAAAACAGCGAUGCUGUCGACUCACAACAAGGUGCUGAGCAUCUGAAGGAACCAGCUCCUGCGUCUAGACGACGAAGGCCAAGUGAGAACUCAGCUUUUGGAAGUCUGAAAGUGAAAACAGAUAAAUCUCCCAGGGGAUUUGUGCCAUAUAAAAGAUGUUUAGCUGAAAAACAAGCAGAGCAGCAUUGUCAGAUGGUCAACGAAGAAAGAGAUGGUCAAGCUGUAAGAUUGUGUUUGUAGUCUUUUACGUAACCUUCUUCUCCAUUUUGCUUGUUUGCAGAGAUGGUUUUUGUUUGGCAGCCAGGGAAGGGAUGUUGUUCAUUGCAGUUGAAGUAACUGCAGUGGGCUUCAGUUGUGAACAAUGAGGUUAUGGUAGACAGGCUCACAAAUGGCUUUGUAGGCUUACCAUCUCUGUUGCUUCUUGUAUGUAAAACGGGUGUCUUCCCGUUGGAAAUUUAUUCUUCAUACCUGUAAUUUUCCUACCAUAGGAGUUUCUUUUAUGUAUUGUUGACGUGCUGUUGUACAGCCUUAAUGCUACCUUCCUAAAUGAUACUGCCUGGUUCGAGCUUUGA
This is a messenger RNA of Phoenix dactylifera (date palm), 2624 nucleotides long. RefSeq lists its product as uncharacterized. NCBI's taxonomy places the organism in Eukaryota, Viridiplantae, Streptophyta, Magnoliopsida, Arecales, Arecaceae. Gene Ontology annotation, molecular function: DNA binding. The record is from RefSeq and is a predicted model, not a curated record.